This is a messenger RNA of Acanthosepion pharaonis, 1185 nucleotides long. The record is from the annotation of a GenBank genome assembly. Lineage: Eukaryota; Metazoa; Mollusca; Cephalopoda; Sepiida; Sepiidae.
AUGUUUCUGUCCAUUGUUCUUAUCUAUCUAUCUAUCUAUCUAUCUAUUGUUUUUAUCUAUCUCUUAUUCAUAUCUAUCUACUUAUUGGAUGAUCAUAUCUAUCUAUAUAUUGUUCUUUAUCUAUCAGAUGUUUAUAUUUAUCUAUUGUUUUUAUCUAUCUUUCUAUCUAUUGUUCUUAUCUACCUCUUGUGUAUUAUCUAUGUAUCUAUCUAUCUAUUGGAUGUUCUUAUCUACCUAUAUAUUGUACUCAUCUGUCUUUCUAUCUAUUGUUCUUAUCUAUCUCUUGUUCAUAUCUAUCUAUCAGUUGUUCAUAUUUAUCUAUUGUUCUUAUCUAUCUAUUUAUAUAUUAAUAACUAUCUUCUUAUCUAUUUAUCUGUUGUUCUUAUCUCUAUCUUUCUAUCUAUUAUCUAUCUAAUGGUUUUAUCUAUCUAUAGUUCUUAUCUAUCUAUAUAUCUAUCUCUGUAUAUAUUGUUCUUAUCUAUCUAUCCAUGCAUGUAUGGUUCUUAUCAAUAUAGUGUUCUAAUCUAUCUAUCCCUGUAUAUAUUGUUCUUAUCUAUUUAUCCCUCUAUGUGUGGUUCUUAUCUAUAUAUUGUUCUUAUCUAUCUAUCUAUCUAUCUAUCUAUCUAUCUAUCUAUCUCUGUAUAUAUUUUUCUUAUCUAUCUAUCCCUGUCUAUAUUGUUCUUAUCUAUCUAUCUAUCUAUCUAUCUAUCUAUCUCUGUAUAUAUUUUUCUUAUCUAUCUAUCCCUGUCUAUAUUGUUCUUAUCUAUCUAUCUAUCUAUCUAUCUAUCUCUGUAUAUAUUUUUCUUAUCUAUCUAUCCCUGUCUAUAUUGUUCUUAUCUAUCUAUCCCUGUCUAUAUUGUUCUUAUCUAUCUAUCUAUCUAUCUAUCUAUCCCUGUCUAUAUUGUUCUUAUCUAUCUAUCUAUCUAUCUAUCUAUCUAUCUAUCUAUCUAUCUAUCAUUCUUAUCUAUCUCAGUUCUUCAGUUCCUAUUCAUCUAUCUCUGUCUGUAUGUACAUCACAAUCUGUUUCCACGUCUCUUCAUAUUUAAUGCAUUCUUAAUCAUUCUGUUCAUAUCUAACAAGCUCUCUUUGUUCAAUCUGUUUAUCUAUCAAAGUCUAUUUUCUCAUCUUUCAAUAUCUCAUUCCAUGAACUUCCUUCUAGAGCCAGUAAUUAGAGCUCCAGUAUAG